Messenger RNA from Neoarius graeffei (lesser salmon catfish), 3546 nucleotides. RefSeq lists its product as uncharacterized. NCBI's taxonomy places the organism in Eukaryota, Metazoa, Chordata, Actinopteri, Siluriformes, Ariidae. The record is from RefSeq and is a predicted model, not a curated record. The coding region runs from base 118 to 786 and encodes 222 amino acids. The transcript has 5 exons.
UACUGACUGGUAAUGAAGCAGUAUUAUGUAAUAUCCUAUGCAUACGGUAUAUACAUGCUCACUUCCUCACAGUUUCUGUUCUGAACUUGACAAAGUAGGAUGCACCUUUGGUGAAAUAUGAAGAAUUGCACAUUUUGUAACAUGCUAGCCUUGUAUCUGGCCAUAUAUACAGCUCUGUGUUACACCAGUGAAGAAACUAUCAUGAUCAGUUUAGAAGUUCAGUCAGAGUUUAAGACGACUGCCACCCUGAAAUGCCCUGAAAUAUUUGACAGUAAUCGUUACACAUCCAUCACCUGGUAUAAGGAUUCCCCAGACUCUGAGGGCAUUAUUAGAAAAUCAAGCAGGCAAGGCAAAUUAGAGCGAUAUAAGAACUAUAUGAACCGUUCUGAUGUGUCCCUUACAGAAGAAGGUUUUCUUGUGCUGGAAAACGUUGACUUUUCACAAGCAGGGACGUACAAGUGUUACCUGGCUGGAAAAAUCGGAUCCAAAAAUAAUGAGUUAUUUGUCAGGCUGAAUGUAACAGAAAGGGUCAGUAAAACAACACCAGCCCUCGAUGUUACCAGCUCAUUUGCUUGUGCUUCCACUGGCAACUCAUCUAUUCCACAUAUGGUUCAACCAAUUGAUGUGAGACCCUUUUCUGUCCUGGUUGGAUUCUUCAGUCUAAGUCUGAGCAAAGUUCUGCUCUGUUUUGUGUCUGUGUGGGGGGUGGCAAAUUUUAAGAAACACCAAAGAAGAAAAUGGAAAGUGGAAAAUGGAGCUAACCAAGUGGGAGCGAAGUAUUCCUGACAAGAUGAUAAAUAGACAUUCCGUUACUCCCAUUGUGCCUAUAUAAUGUGCGUAACGUGUGUGUGUUUUUCAAAUUUUAUUGAAAAAAAUCAAUAUAUAUAUUUUUUCACAGUUGUGCUGUUUUGCAGGCAGUUUGUUAGUUGUGUGUGUGUGUGUGUGUGUGUGUGUGUGUGUGUAUGGAUACGAGUGUUUUACUGGGAAAUAUGCAACUUAUAUUUUUCAUGCAAGCUACAUCUGGGACAUGGAGAACUAAUGAUAUAAAUCUCUAUAUGCCUAUUUUUCAUAUGAAAUACAUCACAAAUCUGAGUGACAUAUGAUUCACUCAUGAGGAUAUCGAUGAUGUCACUCCCAAUAUUUUACCGCUGACUUGAUACAGUACGUGUUGUAAAAAUGGCGAACCAGUCAAAAUUAAAAUUCUUUUGUUUAACUUAAUAAACCUCACUAAUAGUCAAUAUGCUUGACUAAGCAAAGACUUGUAGGGAGAGGUCUUUGCUGCCCUAGAAGGCAUUAACUACUUCGAAAAAGCAUCCUGAGGAAAGGUGACAUUGGAUUUUGCUCAUUUGCUCAAUAACUGACAUUCAGUUGAGCACAGGGGCGUCACUAGGCCUUUUUUACUGGGGCACGUGCCCCAGUAAAAAUCAGCUGUGCCCCAGUAAGAAAAUGUUGAAAGAUUUUCGUAACAAACUAGUUUCUUUGGCAGAUCAUUUAUCUACUGUAAGUUGUAGGACAGAGUGUGUUUCAAACUUCUAUUGCCUCUUCUUUCUAACUAAUUUUCUGAUUGGUCUGGGAGAUUCUCACUGUAAACAUAGCGUGCGUGCGGCGUGCCAUGAGUCCAUUUAGCCUACUGGAGAGAUGAGUCUACUCUUUGGAUGAGUCAGAGAACGGGCUCUGUAUAUCAGGAACAUAAAGGUGCAUUGUGUGUGUGUGUGGGGGGCAUUUUGUGUGUGUGUCGGGGGGGCAGUGCCCCAGUAAAGCUUAAUUCCUCGUGACGCCCCUGGUUGAGCACAGUUUUAACUGAGUAAGAUUUGGUCACAUUAUCUAUACUGACAUUUAUGUAUUUCUCAGUACUUUUCCCACCUGUGAGUGUGUGACAUUAUGAAGACGUUCCUCCUCCACUGGAGUGUGGUCACAAGUCAUUUUGAGAAAUCAUCUGAUAAAUUUGAUGUCAAUAACGAAUAGUUUCCCAUGACAUAACUGAACUUUUAGCAUUCUUUAAGGAAAUGUAAUACGUAGACUAAAUCAUGAUAUAUUUUCAAAAACAGACUUUACAAUUAUACAUAAUUCCAUAAUAACAGAGACACUUAAAUUCUUUGGGAUGAAAAGUAUUACAGAAAUAUUAUACUACUAUAAUUAUUAUAAUACAGAAAUACAUCAAAUCUAAAAAUUCUGAUGUUUGUUAUAUUUAUCAUGACCUGGAUUUUUUAGUGAAAGCUACAGACUGAGAUAGCGUGCUCACCGCUGUUACAUCCAGAUGUGCAGUUACUUAUUUGUCUAAUAAAGAACUUUGUAUCAUCGGGUUAAUGAUACAUCUCGUUUUCUAAUGACAAAAGAAGUACUCUGGAUUUGAAAUAUUUUCCAUCCAUCCAUUAUCUAUGCCACGUAUCUAUCAGGGUUACAGGGGAAGCUGGAGCCAAUCCCAGCUGACUUCGGGUGAGAGGUGGGGUACAUCCUGGACAGGUCUCCAAUCUAUCGCAGGGCUAACACAGAGACAAACAACCGUUCACACCCACAUUCACACCUGUGGGCAAUUUAGAGUAACCAGUUCACCUAAUCUGCAUGUCUUUGGACUGUUGGAGGAAACUUCAGCACCCGGAAGAAACCCAUGCAGAAAUGGGGAGAACAGGCAAACUCCACACAGAAAGACCCCGAUCAGCUGCAAAGACAGCUUGGGGUAAAAGUUUUGAAUUUUCAUACCAAAACAUGCCAAUACGUAUUUCAAUUCUUGCUAUGAAAUUGCUGGGGUGGUGCACCACAGGGUGCAAGAACACACACAGAACAAAGAAGACACUCAAUCAUUCUUUCUGUGCUUCGUGACCGUCAUGAUCAUAUAAAAAAAAAAGGCCUAUAUACUGGUGCAGCAGUUGGUUUCAACCUGUGGUUUUAUUUAAUUCACCAGGAAAGUCAGUCACCAAAAAUAUUGCAUCUCAGCAUGUACUGUACUGCAGCACCUUCAGUUCAGGUAACUUCAGUUCACACAGAUGAAGAGGAAAGGGCAGGGGUUAAAUUGGGCCGGGGCUGUCCGGGGCUGAGCCCCGGCACAUAAGCUCGGAGCGGAUGGCAUAUGAUCACGCACACAUCAAAAGCAACAAACCCUUUUCACGAUUUUCAGUUCUGAAUAAUUAAAUAUCAUUAUAUUAAUCAAUAAACCCAUGACUUUUAUGAGAUAGAUCAUAGUUUUCCUGAUAACAAGACGACCUGUCAAAGCUAUUUAGAACAGAACUUGCGAUCAGUGAUUCUAGUUUCUGGAACACUGCGUGGGUUGCCAAUUCCGCUUUUUAUAAGCGACUUUGGGGUUUCUUUUUUUGUGAGCUCGCUUUAAAAAAAAAUCAGAAGUCGUGGUUUGCGGGUUUUUGGGCUUGUGUUUCAGCGUUGUGACUUGUUUAUAAUUUUCUCCGUACACCAUCUCCCCUUUUACCUGCAUACGAGCCUUGUUAUUAUUAUGUAUUCAAUUAUUUAUUUGGCAUGUGGUGCUUUUUGUAUUGUCAGAACAUACAUAAGAUGAGCAUAUUAUAGCAGCAAAAUAGAAGCACAAUCAUUUGA